Molecule: messenger RNA, 486 nt
Organism: Fusarium keratoplasticum
Lineage: Eukaryota; Fungi; Ascomycota; Sordariomycetes; Hypocreales; Nectriaceae
Exons: 2
Coding region: 1-486 (161 amino acids)
Source: RefSeq, a predicted model, not a curated record
AUGAAGUUUCUGUCUCUGACGCCCAUCUUGGCCUUGGCCACUGGUGUCGCCGCAACUGAGUAUAUUUGCGAGACCACCGAUGGAAGCCCCUACCUCCACCACGUCAACCAGUUGAUCGACGGUCUUAACGAGAAGAAGUUCGAAGCAGCUUGCCUCGACUACGGCCUCGGAUCCAGUGACUGCGGUCCGACUAUCAGGAGCUACUCUGGUGAAGACGGCGGUGCAGCCUGGCAGCUUUGCAAGGGCGACCACGCCGAAGAGCACCAGCCACUCCGAUGCGAGUUUGACCCCGGUGGUAUGCCCUGUGCCGCCUGCCGGCCUUCCAUCACCAUGGGUGUCGUCGCUGGUCACUUUGAGAACCUCAGAGAUCAGUGCCAGGGCCCGGACUCCAAGGGUGAUGUUCGAGUGGGAGGUAUCGUCAAGCUUUCCUACGCCGAUGAGAGCACUGGCGGUGGCGAGAUCCGACUCUACUCGAUGCCUGGUUAA